Messenger RNA from Sphaeramia orbicularis (orbiculate cardinalfish), 8902 nucleotides. Its product is annotated as mucin-5AC-like. Gene Ontology annotation, molecular function: extracellular matrix structural constituent; protein-macromolecule adaptor activity. NCBI's taxonomy places the organism in Eukaryota, Metazoa, Chordata, Actinopteri, Kurtiformes, Apogonidae. Gene Ontology annotation, biological process: blood coagulation; positive regulation of heterotypic cell-cell adhesion; platelet aggregation. The coding region runs from base 64 to 8457 and encodes 2797 amino acids. Gene Ontology annotation, cellular component: fibrinogen complex. The record is from RefSeq and is a predicted model, not a curated record. The transcript has 2 exons.
CUGAGGUGGGUCUUUUUUACGCUGUCUGCCCUCACUCCAUUUGCUCUUUACUGUCAGGACGCAAUGAGGUUAACAGCACGGUGCAUUUUUGGGACCCUGCUGGCCGUCUCUAGCCUCUCUUGGAUCACAGCUGCCUCUGGUGAAGAAGACUUCCAAGAGGAUAAGGGAUUUGAACCUUGUGCUGCAACCCUAACACCUGAGGGUCCAUGCAAACAUGAGGAGGAGACCACGUGUCCUUACCUAGUCACCCUGCCACUACUGACUAUCAAUUUGCCAAUGCGGCUCAGAGAACUGGAGCAGAUCCUUGAAGAUCUCCAGAAGCUGAAGGACAAUGUGGAUCAGCUGAGGAAGAUAUGUGCAGAUUGUACAGUAAGCCAAACUGAGAGAGAAUGUGGCAGUCAAACAGAAAGAGAGCAUGAAAAGCUGCAUGAGGAUAUAGAUACACGUGAGGAUGGGAUGAUUUUGAUGAAUGAGACCAAUGCUGAGAUACAAAAAGAGAAUGAAAGAGAUUUAAGGCAUGAGUGUGGGAUUAAUAGGGUUAAAACUGAAAACACUGCAAAAAGUGACGGUGAUACUGCAUCUGAAAAAAGAGACAGUUUGAAAGAGAAUGAAAGAAAAACAUGGGACUUGAAAAGGGAAACCAGUAAAACAGUCGUAAAAGAAAAUGAGAAAGAGGAAACCCUGAGAGAAGUGCCCGAAAAAGAUGGAAAAACCCAUAGAAAGGUAGACGGGGUAAAAGGGAAGGGCAAACUGGUACAGACACAGGUGCCGACAGCUGGGAAGAAUGAGGGAAGAGUGGAAAGAGAAGAAGUUGUUGAUAAAAAUCAUGAGGAGACAGAGACAGACAGAAAUAAAGUAGACAAUUCAAAGGGAUCCCAAGAAGAUACGUCAGAGAAAAAACAUCCCAGUAAAGUUACAAACAGAGAAAAAACAGAAGAAAGUGACCAUCACGUGUGGCAAGAUGAGACAAAAGAAACAGGGAAAAAGACGCAGACUGAAGACGACAGGACCGGAGAUAGAAUAAAGAUGUCAGUGGAUGAUGACGAGCAUACAAAUGAGGACCGAGAGCAACACAGGGAGGAGAGAAAAAAGGAAAUGGCAAAGGAGGUAAAAACACAGGAAAAUAAAGAGAAACCAAAACAGACGGAAGACACUCAGCUCACAAAAAAAGAAAAGAUUGUUAAAGAGGGGGAGGACAGGGAGAAAGAAAAGAAGACCAAAACAGGAGGAGAAAAAACUGUUCAGGGUGAGCAGAGCAGCAGUGAUGGAGACUUAAAAAACAGUAAAGCAAUUGAGAGGACAGACUUGUUUUCGGACAGCUUGACUCCUCACUCUACCACUGAUUUAACUUCAAGCCCUAAGUUUACGGACUUGGACAAAGCUGUAACCUUUACGUCAUCUCCAUCUCUGUCAUCCCCCAUUUCACAUUUUAUCACAGAUGUUGACGAAGAGGUGAAAAAAACAGCUAAUGGACUGAAAUCCAAAAGCACAAACUUUAUGGAUGCUGGAAGUACUGAGUACCCAAACUUUGAUUCAGACUCUGGUUUUAGGACCACAAGUAGGCCAGCUACAGCUACACCCACAAUAAGUCCACUGGAAGACACAGGACAAAAGGCAAAUGGUGCUACAAUUAGGUUCACUAGCACAACCAAGGAUAAAGGUAGCUCCACUAAGACAACAUUAAUUACCACUACUCCUCGGCAGACUUACACUACUACAUUCUCAGCAGUCACAGACCACAGCCGAUGGACAUCUAAAAAGAACAUUAGCUCACCCACAAAGACUGGUGGUAAACAUACACAAAGCCAAGGACCAAAGCCUAGUGAAAAGCAUAAACCUGGAAUUAAGCCUGAAGCAGACCAAACGCUAAAACAUCCUAAGAAUGACCGUAAACUUGUCCAAGCACCUUUACCUGACAAAAAAACAAAUAAUGACCAAAGGCAAAAGCCCCCUCACCAAAAACCCACAACUGAUCAAAAAUCCACAUCUGUCAAAUCCCCUAAGCCGGUCCAAAUUCCAAAGCAUAACCAGAGGCCUCAGCUUCAUAAUUUACCAAUUGAUGAAGAUCAGAAAAAUGAACAAAUACUUAAAAAUGACCAGGUGCAAACAACUGGUCAAAAUGAGUUACCAACCCAAAAGCCGAAAUCUCAUGAUAAAGCGUUGCCUCCUGUCCAGAAACCUACAUCUCAGAAGAAACUUGUUGCUUUGAACACAACAAACUACAAAGACCCUGCAACUGAACAACAGCCUAUAUCUGAUGAAAUCAUAACACAAAGCCCCAGUGCUGACAAAAUCACAAUCCAUCCUCCUAAGGUAGACAGGCCUGACCAGAGAAAAGACCCUGACAAAAAACUGAAAAGUGAAGACAAUGUAAAAUCUGAUGGAAGGUCAAAUGAAUAUUUCACACCUGUUGGAAAAACUGAAUCUGAAAUAAAUCCAAUGAGUAGUGUCACACCAAACCCAAAUGAAAGCACUCUGAAUGAAUUUAAAGAAAAUGAUCAAAAUCCAUCACUUGAGCCUAAUGCAUCUGUUCGGGUGUCAACACCUGGACCAAAGCCUGCAUCUGAUCGGACUGAUCCUAAAUUAAAGCCUAAACCAAGCCUGCAUAUCCCAAAAAUCAGCCAAAAGCCUAAACCUGGACAGAAUAUCACCAAAAUUAUCCAAAAGCCUAAACCAGGACAGAAUAUCACCAAAAUUAUCCAAAAGCCUAAACAUGGACAGAAUAUCACCAAAAUUAUCCAAAAGCCUAAACAUGGACAGAAUAUCACCAAAAUUAUCCAAAAGCCUAAACCUGGACAGAAUAUCACCAAAAUUAUCCAAAAGCCUAAACCAGGACAGAAUAUCACCAAAAUCAACCAAAAGCCUAAACCUGGACAGAAUAUCACCAAAAUUAACCAAAAGCUUAAACCCGGACAGAAUAUCACCAAAAUUACCCAAAAGCCUAAACCAGACCAAGCACCUAAAGACAAAUUCAAAACAUCUGACCUUGACCAAAUCCCUGAAGCAGAAUCCAAUACAACACUCAAACGAUGGCCUUCUCCUGAACUCAGGCCUUCAACCAGACCUACAAUUAAUCCAGGUGCAACACCUGCUCAAAAGUUAAAACCAGCAGUUCAGUCAGAGUCAACCCCAAAGACCAAAACAGAUCUAGAUCCAACUUUUAUCAGUGGGGUGGCUUCAGAAAGCACCCAUGACACUGAAACUGGUAUACAACCUACAUCUGGUCCUAUAAAACAGAGUACUGGGGUGACUCAUUCCCAAAGGGGCACAGAGUUCAGUCCCAGUGAUAGGAAACCCAGUCCUCUGGGUCCGAAGACCUCUAACACCAUGGACCCUGAUCCCUUUCCUCAUCUCAGUAUUCUCCCAGAAGGAUUCACAUUGAGUCCAACAGGAAGAAUUAAAUCUGAUCUGAGAACACAAACAACCAUUCAACCACCAUCAAUCUUAUGGACAACAAGACCAAAAACCGUCAUUGGUGGGAGCUCCAAAAGUCUUAUUUCUAGCACCACUCCAGGAUCCACAAGUCUAUCUUCCAAUACUGACUCCAAAUCACAAUCUAAGAUAUUUGAUAAUGUAGAUGAAAUAGCAUCCAGCCAAACUACAACCAGAGACAAAACAACAACCUCAGUCCCUUAUUCCAAUGUCCAAACUACCUCCACAGUCAGCUCUGACUUCAGGUCAAACCAAUAUUUCAUACCUAUUGAAAAGACUGAAUCUGAAACAAGUACAAGUAGCGUCACGCCAAAUCCAAAUGAAAACCAUGUGAGUGAAUUUAAAGAAAAAGAUCAAAGUCCUUCAGCUGAGUCUAAUAUAUCUGUUCAGGACUCAACAUCUGGACAAAAGCCUACACCUGAUCGGACUGACACUAAUCUAAAACUGAAACCAAACCAGCGAAUCCCAAACAAAAACCAAAAGCCUAAACCUGGACAGAAUGUCACCAAAAUUAUCCAAAAGCCUAAACCAGGACAGAAAGUCACUAAAAUUAUCCAAAAGCCUAAACCUGGACAGAAUGUCCCUAAAAUAAACCAAAAGCCUAUACCAGGACAGAAUGUCCCUAAGAUUGACCAAAAGCCUAAACCAGGCCAGGUACCUAAAAUCAACCAAAAACACCCUAAGUUUGAGACAGACCAAAAAACAAAGCUUAAGCCUAAACCUGAACAGGCACCAAAAGACAAAUAUGAAACACCUGAGUUUGACCAAAUCCCUGAAGGAGAAUCCAACACAACACCCAAACAAUGGCCUUCUCCUGGACUCAGGCCUCCAACUAGACCUGUAUUCAGUCCAGUUGCAACACCUGCUCCAAAACUCAAACCAGCAGUUCAGUCAGAGUCAACUGCAAAGACCAAAACUGAUCUAAAUCCAACUUUUAUCAGUGGGGUGGCUUCAGAAAGCACCCAUGACACUGAAACUGGUAUACAACCUACAUCUGGUCCUAUAAAACAGAAUACUGAGGUGACUCAUUCCCAAAGGGGCACAGAGUUCAGUCCCAGUGAUAGGAAACCCAGUCCUCUGGGUCCAAAGACCUCUAACACCCUGGACCCUGAUCCCUUUCCUCAUCUCAAUACUCUCCCAGAAGGAUUCACAUUGAGUCCAACAGGCAGAAUUAAAUCUGAUCUGAGAACACAAACAACUGCUCAAUCAUUAUUGAUCCCAGGGACAACAAGAUCAAACACAAUCUUUGGUGGGACCCUCAAAAGUCUUAUGUCUAGCACCACUCUAAGAUCCACAAGUUUAGCUUCUAAUACUGACUCCAAAUCACAAUCUAAGAUAUUUGAUAAAGUAGAUGAAAUAGAAUCCAGCUGGACUACAACCGCAGACAAAACAACAACCUCAGUCCCUUUCCCCAGGGUCCAAACUACCUACACAGUCAGCUCUGACUUCAGGUCAACAACCACUCCCACCUCUGCCUCCAAGUCCAAACAAACUUUUAUGCCUAUUGAAAUGACUGAAUCUGAAAAAAGUACAAGUAGCAUCACACCAAAUCCAAAUGAAAACCGUGUGAGUGAAUUUAAAGAAAAGGAUCAUAGUCCUUCAAGUGAGCCUAAUAUACCUAUUCAGGACUCAACAUCUGGACAGAAGCUUACACCUGAUCAGACUAACACUAAACUAAAGCUGAAACCAAACCAGCAAAUCCCAAAAAUAAACCAGAAGCCUAAACCUGGACAGAAUAUCACCAAAAUUAUCCAAAAACCUAAACCUGGACAGAAUGUCACCAAAAUUAUCCAAAAACCUAAACCUGGACAAAAUGUCCCUAAAAUCAACCAAAAGCCUAAACCUGGACAGAAUGUCCCCAAAAUCAACCAAAAGCUUAAACCAGGACAGAAUAUCACUAAAAUCAACCAAAAGCCUAAACCAGGCCAGAUACCUAAGAUCAACCAAAAACAGCCUAAGUUUGACACAGACCAAAAAACAAAGCUUAAGCCUAAACCUGAACAGGCACCAAAAGACAAAUAUGAAACACCUGACCUUGAUCAAAUCCCUGAAGGAGAAUCCAACACAACACCCAAACAAUGGCCUUCUCCUGGACUCAGACCUUCAACCAGACCUGUAUUCAGUCCAGGUGCAACACCUGCUUCAAAGCUCAAACCAGCAGUUCAGUCAGAGUCAACUGCAAAGACCAAAACAGAUUUAGAUCCAACUUUUAUCAGUGGGGUGGCUUCAGAAAGCACUCAUCACACUGAAACAGGAAUACAACCUACAUCUGGUCCUAUAAAACAGGGUACUGAGGUGAACCAUUCCCAAAGAGGCACAGAGUUCAGACCCAGUGAUAGGAAACCCAGUCCUCUGGGUCCAAAGACCUCUAACACCCUGGACCCUGAUGCCUUUCCUCAUCUCAAUAGUCUCCCAGAGGGAUUCACAUUGAGUCCAACAGGAAGAAUUAAAUCUGAUCUGAGUCCACAACCAACCAUUCAACCACCAUCAAUCUUAUGGACAACAAGACCAAAAACAUUAAUUGGUGGGACUCUCAAAAGUCUUAUGUCUAGCACCACUCCAAGAACCACAAGUUUAGCUUCUAAUACUGACUCCAAAUCACAAUCUAAGGUAUUUGAUCAUGUAGAUGAAAAAGAAUCCAGCCAAACAACCACCCGAGACAAAACAACAACCUCAGUCCCUUAUUCCAAUGUCCAAACUACCUCCACAGUCAGCUCUGACUUCAGGUCAAACCAAUAUUUCAUACCUUUUGAAAAGACUGAAAUCAAAACAAGUACAAGUAGUAUUACACCAAAUCCAAAUGAAAACCUGGUGAAUGGGUUAAAAGAAAAGGAUGAAAAUCCAUCACUUGAACCUAUUAUAUCUGUUCAGGACUCAACGUCUGGACAAAAGCCUACACCUGGUCGGUCUGAUGCUAAGCUAAAACCAAAACCAAACCAGCAGAUGCCAAAAAUAAACCAAAGGCCUGUACCAGGACAGAAUGUUACCAAAAUAAACCAAAAGCCUAAACCAGGACAGAAUAUCACCAAAAUUAUCCAAAAGCCUAAACCUGGACAGAAUGUCCCUAAAAUCAACCAAAAGCCUAAACCUGGACAGAAUAUCACCAAAAUUAUCCAAAAGCCUAAACCUGGACAGAAUAUCACCAAAAUUAUCCAAAAGCCUAAAACUGGACAGAAUAUCACCAAAAUUAUCCAAAAGCCUAAACAUGGACAGAAUAUCACCAAAAUUAUCCAAAAGCCUAAACCUGGACAGGAUGUCCCUAAAAUCAACCAAAAGCCUAAACCUGGACAGGAUGUCCCUAAAAUCAACCAAAAACCUAAACCAGGCCAAGUACCUAAAAUCAAUCAAAAACGUCCCAAGUUUGAGACAGACCAAAAAACAAAGCUGAGACCUGAACCUGAAAAAGCACCAAAAAACAACUUUGAAACAUCUGACCAUGACCAAAUACCUGAAGGAGAAUCCAACACAACAUCCAAACAAUGGCCCUCUCCUGGACUCAGGCCUUCAACCAGACCUGUAUUCAGCCCAGAUGCAACACCUGCUUCAAAGCCCAAACCAGCAGUUCAGUCAGAGUCAACCCCAAAGACCAAAACAGAUCUAGAUCCAACUUUUAUCAGUGGGGUGGCUUCAGAAAGCACCCAUGACACUGAAACUGGUAUACAACCUACAUCUGGUCCUAUAAAACAGAGUACUGAGGUGACUCAUUCCCAAAGGGGCACAGAGUUCAGUCCCAGUGAUAGGAAACCCAGUCCUCUGGGUCCGAAGACCUCUAACACCCUGGACCCUGAUGCCUUUCCUCAUCUCAAUACUCUCCCAGAAGGAUUCCCAAUGAGUCCAACAGGAAGAAUUAAAUCUGAUCUGAGACCACAAACAACCAUUCAACCACCAUCAAUCUUAUGGACAACAAGACCAAAAACUGUCAUUGGUGGGACCGUCAAAAGUCUUACGUCUAGCACCACUCCAAGAUCCACACAUCUCUCUUCUAAUACUGACUCCAAAUCACAGUCUGUAUUGGAAAAUGUCAAAGAAACAGCAUCCAGCCAAACUACAACCCCAGACAAAACAACAACCUCAGUCCCUCCCCCCAGCGUCCAAACUACCUCCACAGUCAGCUCUGGCUUCAGGUCAACAACCACCACCUCUGGCCCUGAGGCUCCUGCUGAGGCCUCCACUCCCACUGCACGUGAGCUGCGGGUAAAAAUUAACCAGGUGGCUGCUUUCCUCAAUAACAGUAUUAAUCCAAAAUUAAGACCCUCAGACACGACCUCCAAGGAUCAUCCUGACGUGGAUGGCAGAGGCAGCACCUUCUCAACACUCCCACCUAAAGUUAUCAGAGACUGCUCGGACCACCUUCUGAGAGGGAAGACGGACAGUGGAGUGUACCUGGUGACCCCUGACCCCAGCCGCAGCUUCUCAGUCUUGUGUGACAUGGAGCUGAACGGAGGAGGAUGGACAGUCCUGCAGCGCCGGAAAGACGGCACCGUGAACUUCAACCGCCUCUGGGACGACUAUAAGGACGGAUUUGGGGACAUAAACGGGGGGGAGUUCUGGCUGGGCAAUAAUCUGAUCCACCUGUUGACCCGGGAGAGGGACAUGAUGCUGCGGGUAGAGCUGGAGGACUUUGACGGGGUGACGGAGUUUGCAGAGUAUGAGCACUUCAAGGUUGCAAGUGAGCGCAUGCGCUUUAGACUGACAGUGAGCGGGUACUCGGGCACCGCGGGCGAUGCCCUCCGCUUCAGCAAGAGAUACGACCACAACAACAGGGCCUUCACCACCCCGGACCGGGACCACGACCGGUACCCAUCCGGGAACUGCGGGGCCUACUACAGCUCCGGGUGGUGGUUUGAUGCAUGCAUGGCCGCAAACCUGAACGGGAAAUACUACAGCGGAAGGUACAAAGGAGUCCGGGACGGGAUCUUCUGGGGAACGUGGCACAACAUCUCCACAGAGUACUACCCCACUAAUGAGAGACAGUCUUUUAGAAGUGUCAGGAUGAUGAUCAGACCAAAGGGCUUCAAGCCAUGAGAUGAGCUCAAGUGACUGUGACUUUCUGCCAAAGAAUGUUCAACAAAUAAUUAACUUCAAACUUCAACCAUAAGCUCCAGAAGAUGCUCCUUGCAUUUUAAUAUCAUAGUCCACGCAGUUAUUGUUGCCUACACUAUUAACACAAUGCUGCCUCCUUGUGUUUGAUUCAUUAAUAGUGGUUUGUUUACAGGAUGAAGCUGAGGGUGUACAUAGUUGGUUAGUCCUACUUGCAGAGUAUCCAUCCAUACUUUUUUUUUUUUUUUAAUAUCAAAAUUUCAUAAUGUUUUUUUGUCGAUGGUGGAAAAUGUCCAAUGACAACAGAGGGAAAUCCUCUUCUGAAGAAUUAUUUUUUAUUUUCAGUGAAUAUUUGAACAUUGUUACAGUGAUAGAGUCCUGUAAUAAUGGUUUAUCAACGAUAAUUAUGAUUUUUUUAAACAUGGUUUUA